Molecule: messenger RNA, 1507 nt
Organism: Austrofundulus limnaeus
Lineage: Eukaryota; Metazoa; Chordata; Actinopteri; Cyprinodontiformes; Rivulidae
Exons: 4
Coding region: 260-1291 (343 amino acids)
Source: RefSeq, a predicted model, not a curated record
AAGAAGAAGAAGAAGAAGAAGAAGAAGAAGAAGAAGAAGAAGAAGAAAAUCAAUUUGCGUAGUUUUUCCAUUUUAAAGGGAGUUAUUUGGUAGAAGGAGGCUUUCCUGUUAUAGACCGAAUCAUUACUAAGUGGACAGGUAUUGGAGAGUUACAAUGGCGAGUGCAGAAAAUAGAAAAUGAUCCACCAGCUAGCUUAGCUAACAAGAGACCACUGGUUCAGUAAGUGUGCAGCUAGCUAGCACAAAAAAAACACUACUAAUGUCUGCCAACAUGAAUAAUUAUCUUGGCCCGGAUAGUGGCGAGGUAAUAAAGGAUGAAUUUCAAUGUAUACUUGUAACACCCUCCAGUCCUCCACCGGAAAACCCGAGGACAAUCAACGACACCCAGACAACCAUCCUCUCAGAGUUAUCAUCGCUCACCUCUCUCAUAAACAACAGGUCAGACGAGUUGGAGAAAAUGGUCAGUAGCAACUUGGUUGUUAUUACUGAGGCAAUCAGGGACAAUUCUAAACAAAUAGAAAGUAUCAAGGAAUCAUUGGAGUGCAUUUGUGCAGACUUGAAAAACAUAAAAAGCAAGAUCAACCGCUGUGAGAGGCGCAUUAACGACGGCCAGAAAACCAAAGACUGCAUGGCUGCAGAGGAGAGGACAAGUUCAUUAGAGCAGAUGGCACUAUCACAGGUCCACUUUAGUGUUUUCCAAAAAACAAAGCCACCUCAGGUGGAGAGAUGCACGGUGUGUUGUACACACUUUCACUGCCCACUUUGCCCCACUGGCAUGUACAAGCCUCGGUCAAAGGCCAUGGUUUUACAGCACUUGGAGGUGCAUAAGAAAAAUGCACUCCAACAUGAAGAUUUCUACAUAACAAAAUGCCAUCAUGCCUGCAGGCCAGGAAACAGUGGUCAUUUCCACUGCCCAUUAUGCAGUAGAACUAUGGUCAAAAGGCAGGAUGCAGAGAGGCACUUGAGCAUCUGCCGGCUAACGUCUGUAUUGGGAGAAGAGAGACUUCUGGAAAAGAAAAGACGGAGUGAUCCCAUCCCUGCAAGACAGGAGAAGUCAUCUACUGGUGACAGCCCAGUACCUGAAUUACCUUUGCCAAGCGAACCAAGCCUGGACAACCCUUCUUGCAAAGUGAUCAGAGCAAGCCAAAAAUCUGUUCUUUGUCAUCACUGUAAUGUGAAGAUACUGAAAAAAAACAUGAAUAAACAUAUUUUCAGGAAACAUAUGAACAUUGCUGGCAGAAAAAUUAAUGCUGGUUCCAGUGUGCAUCCUCACCCUGGAUUUGGCAGCUAGCUGCAGUUAUUAAUUGACCCUCAGCCAUUUUAUGCUCUCACUCCCCCGUUAAUUGUUUUUAAUUGGUUAUUUUUCCCCCUGUCUUUGUGAAUAAAGAAGAUAAGAAAUGUGAUGCAUUCAUUUCAAAUAUAAAAAGAAAAUUUUUACAGGUGCAUAUCAUGCAGUGCUCCUGAUGUCCUGUGUGUGAGAGAAUAAAGAAAAAGUAAGUAGGGUGAC